AUGUGGGGCAGGAGUGAGGGCAGAGCUAGGUGCAUCCUCCCCUCACUGGCUGUUCUCUCCCUGCAGGUGAAGGAGAACAACUACCGAGGCCACGGGGACAGUGUGGAUCAGCUCUGCUGGCACCCCAGCAACCCUGACCUCUUCGUCACAGCCUCUGGGGACAAGACCAUUCGCAUCUGGGACGUCAGAACCACCAAGUGCAUCGCCACUGUCAAUACUAAAGGUGAGAACAUCAACAUCUGCUGGAGCCCUGAUGGACAGACCAUCGCUGUGGGGAACAAGGACGACGUGGUCACCUUCAUUGAUGCCAAGACACAUCGCUCCAAAGCUGAGGAACAGUUCAAGUUUGAGGUGAAUGAGAUCUCCUGGAACAAUGACAACAAUAUGUUCUUCCUCACCAACGGCAAUGGCUGCAUCAACAUCCUCAGCUACCCAGAGCUGAAACCCAUCCAGUCCAUCAAUGCUCAUCCUUCCAACUGCAUCUGUAUCAAGUUUGAUCCCAUGGGGAAGUACUUUGCCACGGGCAGUGCUGAUGCCCUGGUCAGCCUCUGGGAUGUGGAUGAGCUGGUGUGUGUGAGGUGCUUCUCCAGGCUUGACUGGCCUGUGCGGACACUGAGCUUUAGCCACGAUGGGAAGAUGCUAGCGUCGGCAUCAGAAGAUCACUUCAUUGACAUUGCCGAGGUGGAGACAGGAGAGAAGCUCUGGGAGGUGCAGUGUGAGUCCCCCACCUUCACAGUGGCCUGGCACCCGAAGAGGCCACUGCUGGCCUUCGCCUGUGACGACAAAGAUGGCAAAUACGACAGCAGCCGGGAGGCUGGAACCGUCAAGCUCUUCGGGCUCCCCAACGACUCUUGAUGAAGCCACACUGAGGGAGGCCACACCUGCCUUCUCUCGGGGAUGGGAGCUGCUUAGUUGUAGGGGUGGGAAGGAGUUGGCUCCCCUCCUUGCCGGCCUGGCAGGGCUGUGACCUCGGACUGGGCUUGGUGUGUCUUGCUCUUAGGAGCAUUUGUAAACAGGCAGCUGUGUGCUGGGGAGAAUGGGGGGAUGCUGGCAGGGGCCCC
Messenger RNA from Acanthisitta chloris (rifleman), 1061 nucleotides. RefSeq names its product THO complex 3 (gene THOC3). Lineage: Eukaryota; Metazoa; Chordata; Aves; Passeriformes; Acanthisittidae. Gene Ontology annotation, molecular function: protein binding. The coding region runs from base 1 to 855 and encodes 284 amino acids. The transcript is spliced from 6 exons. The record is from RefSeq and is a predicted model, not a curated record. Gene Ontology annotation, biological process: mRNA export from nucleus. Gene Ontology annotation, cellular component: THO complex part of transcription export complex.